UAUCAGUGGGUGUUUCCAGGAAGUUAGCAGUGUAUAAAAGUAGGAACCUUCAUAAUGCAGCAGAUACUGCUGUCCCUCUGAAGCACCAGUACAUCCGACUACUCUCCACAGACUUGUCCUGACCAACCAGUGCGCAAACAUGAGCAGUGACACCAAUGUCCUCCUUCCCCUGAGACUGGUGUUAGUGGGGAUGAGUGGAGUAGGAAAGAGUGCAGCAGGAAACACCAUCCUGGGGAGAGAGGAGUUUAAAUCUGAGGCCAGCCCCUCAUCUCUGACCCUGACAAGUGAGGGAAGAGAAGAAGACAUGUUUGGGAGAACAGUGCUUGUGGUGGACACUCCUGGCCUCUGCAACACUGAGAUCUCAGGGGAGAAGCUGAGAGAGGAGAUGCAGACAGCCCUGACUCUGUGUGGCCGUGGACCUGACGCUUUCCUCCUGGUCAUACAGCUGGGAAGAUUCACUCAGCAGGAGAGGACAGUGAUGGAGACCCUGCAGGAGCUCUUCCCUGAGGGAGUGAAUCAGCGCACCAUGGUCCUCUUCACUUAUGGAGACAGACUGAGGAAGAAAACCAUUGAGGAGUUCAUCAGAAGUGACGCAAACCUGCAGCAGCUCAUAGAGAAGUGUGGGAAUCGAUACCAUGUCUUUAAUAACCAGCAAAUGGAGAGUCGCUCUCAGGUCUCAGAGCUGCUGCAGAAGAUUGGUAACAUGGUGGCCACUGAGAAGCAGACAUUGGAUGAAGGAGACACCAAUGUCCUCCUUCCCCUGAGACUGGUGUUAGUGGGGAUGAGUGGAGUAGGAAAGAGUGCAGCAGGAAACACCAUCCUGGGGAGAGAGGAGUUUAAAUCUGAGGCCAGCCCCUCAUCUCUGACCCUGACAAGUGAGGGAAGAGAAGAAGACAUGUUUGGGAGAACAGUGCUUGUGGUGGACACUCCUGGCCUCUGCAACACUGAGAUCUCAGGGGAGAAGCUGAGAGAGGAGAUGCAGACAGCCCUGACUCUGUGUGGCCGUGGACCUGACGCUUUCCUCCUGGUCAUACAGCUGGGAAGAUUCACUCAGCAGGAGAGGACAGUGAUGGAGACCCUGCAGGAGCUCUUCCCUGAGGGAGUGAAUCAGCGCACCAUGGUCCUCUUCACUUAUGGAGACAGACUGAGGAAGAAAACCAUUGAGGAGUUCAUCAGAAAUGACGCAAACCUGCAGCAGCUCAUAGAGAAGUGUGGGAAUCGAUACCAUGUCUUUAAUAACCAGCAAAUGGAGAGUCGCUCUCAGGUCUCAGAGCUGCUGCAGAAGAUUGGUAACAUGGUGGCCACUGAGAAGCAGACAUUGGAUGAAGGAGACACCAAUGUCCUCCUUCCCCUGAGACUGGUGUUAGUGGGGAUGAGUGGAGUAGGAAAGAGUGCAGCAGGAAACACCAUCCUGGGGAGAGAGGAGUUUAAAUCUGAGACCAGCCCCUCAUCUCUGACCCUGACAAGUGAGGGAAGAGAAGAAGACAUGUUUGGGAGAACAGUGCUUGUGGUGGACACUCCUGGCCUCUGCAACACUGAGAUCUCAGGGGAGAAGCUGAGAGAGGAGAUGCAGACAGCCCUGGCUCUGUGUGGCCGUGGACCUGACGCUUUCCUCCUGGUCAUACAGCUGGGAAGAUUCACUCAGCAGGAGAGGACAGUGAUGGAGACCCUGCAGGAGCUCUUCCCUGAGGGAGUGAAUCAGCGCACCAUGGUCCUCUUCACUUAUGGAGACAGACUGAGGAAGAAAACCAUUGAGGAGUUCAUCAGAAAUGACGCAAACCUGCAGCAGCUCAUAGAGAAGUGUGGGAAUCGAUACCAUGUCUUUAAUAACCAGCAAAUGGAGAGUCGCUCUCAGGUCUCAGAGCUGCUGCAGAAGAUUGGUAACAUGGUGGCCACUGAGAAGCAGACAUUGGAUGAAGGAGCCAGACACUACCCCAUAAACAGCUCCAGCACAGAGACAAUCCCUGCUCCUCACUGGCUGCCCUCUGGCUCAGCUAUAGGUAAGCCUCACCAGCAUUUAACACAUGACAGAUGAAAGCUCAACCUAACCCUAACCCUAACCUUAGCAAGGUAUGACAGCAACCUAGCUCCUUUAUGAACUUGAAUUUAAAGCUAGCAAGCCAAACUGUUUAGUAAAUG
Molecule: messenger RNA, 2139 nt
Organism: Anguilla rostrata (American eel)
Lineage: Eukaryota; Metazoa; Chordata; Actinopteri; Anguilliformes; Anguillidae
Product: GTPase IMAP family member 8-like
Exons: 6
Coding region: 140-2035 (631 amino acids)
Molecular function (GO): GTP binding
Source: RefSeq, a predicted model, not a curated record